AAUGAGAAAAAAGUGGAAAAUGGGAAACGUGAAAUGCAUCUUUUCCUUCUUGCUGUUCUUUCUUUUCCUAGAAGGAAGCAAAGCAGAACAAAUAAAACAUUCAGAGACAUACUGUGUGUUCCAAGACAAGAAGUACAGAGUGGGUGAGAGAUGGCAUCCUUUUCUGGAACCUUACGGAUUGGUUUACUGUGUGAACUGCAUCUGUUCAGAGAAUGGAAAUGUGCUUUGUAGCAGAAUCAAAUGUCCAAGUCUUCAGUGCCUCUCCCCUGUGCAUAUUCCUCAUCUGUGCUGCCCUCGCUGCCCAGAAGACUCUUUACCUCCCGUGAACAAUAUUGUGACCAGCAAGUCAUGUGAAUAUAAUGGGACCACCUAUCAACAUGGUGAACUGUUCGUGGCCGAAGGACUCUUUCAGAACCAGCAAACCAAUCAAUGCACCCAGUGCAGUUGUUCGGAAGGAAGUGUGUAUUGUGGUCUCAAGACGUGUCCCAAGUUAACAUGUCUGUACCCCGUCUCGGUUCCAGAUUCCUGCUGCAGGAUGUGCAGAGGUAAUGGAGAAUUAUCAUGGGAACAUGCAGAUGGUGAUAUCUUUCGGCAGCCUUCCAACAGAGAAGCAAGACAUUCUUAUCACCGCUCUUAUUAUGAUUCUUCACCAAGCCGACAGGCUGGAGGCCUACGCCAUGUUCCUGGGGCCAGAAGUCACCGAGGAGCCCUAAUGGACUCCCAACAAACGUCAGGCACCAUUGUGCAAAUAGUCAUCAAUAACAGACACAAGCAUGGACAAGUUUGUGUUUCCAAUGGAAAAACCUAUUCUCAUGGAGAGUCCUGGCAUCCAAACCUCCGGGCAUUUGGCAUUGUUGAGUGUGUGCUGUGCACUUGCAAUGCCACCAAGCAGGAGUGUAAGAAAAUUCACUGUCCCAAUCGCUACCCCUGCAAGUAUCCUCAGAAAAUAGAUGGAAAGUGCUGCAAGGUGUGUCCAGGUAAAAAGGCAAAAGAAGAGCUUCCAGGUCAAAGCUUUGACAGCAAAGGCUUCUUUUGUGGAGAAGAAACUAUGCCGGUGUAUGAGUCCGUGUUCUUGGAAGAUGGAGAGACAACCAGAAAGAUAGCACUAGGAAACGAGAAACCAUCUCAGGUAGAGGUCCACGUUUGGACUAUUCGAAAGGGCAUCCUCCAGCACUUCCAUGUUGAGAAGAUCUCCAAGAGGAUGUUUGAGGAGCUGCAUCAUUUCAAGCUGGUGACCAGGACAACACUGAGCCAGUGGAAGAUAUUCACUGAAGGAGAAGCUCAGAUCAGCCAGAUGUGCUCAAGUCGCGUGUGCAGAACAGAGCUCGAAGAUUUAGUUAAAAUUUUGUACCUGGAAAGACCUGAAAAGGGUCACUGUUAG
Molecule: messenger RNA, 1381 nt
Organism: Suncus etruscus (white-toothed pygmy shrew)
Lineage: Eukaryota; Metazoa; Chordata; Mammalia; Eulipotyphla; Soricidae
Gene: CHRDL1
Product: chordin like 1
Exons: 11
Coding region: 2-1381 (459 amino acids)
Molecular function (GO): protein binding
Source: RefSeq, a predicted model, not a curated record